CAGUCCAGUUGAGCUGAAGGUCGAGUCCUGGUGUACUGUGUUGAGUCAACUUGGUCUGUUAUAUUCAGGAUGAAUCUGUCUUUUCUUAUGUUGUGUGUGCUGCUGUCUGCCACCAGCUGCUCAGCUAACAAAGGUGUGCAGACUGGCAUUCGCUUAGCAACAGGAUCUCAGUCAGUGAGUCUUCAGCCCUGGCUGUUGGGUCUGACAGCUGUAGUUGGUUUCCUCUUCAUCGUCUUCACCAUCCUGAUCGUUCGCAGGCUACUCAGGAAGAACAGGGAGGAUGAAGAGGAAUGGGGUUAUGACAACAAGGCUAUAGAGAUGGAUGGAGGUGAUACUAAACAAACCAGUCUGUAGAAACCCAACUGAAGAGCACCACUGCCAUCAAAUUAAAGUCAUCUGCUCACUUCUGACAUGCCAGUACUUUUUCACUGAAAAAGUGGCUGCAUUAAAUUCACUUUUGUUAUGAAAAGGCUGUCAUAUCCAUUAACAAUGUCUGUUGUGUGUGUUGUUGUAUUAAAUAUGAAGUGGCCCGA
This is a messenger RNA of Siniperca chuatsi (mandarin fish), 533 nucleotides long. RefSeq names its product small integral membrane protein 24 (gene smim24). The transcript has 3 exons. The coding region runs from base 70 to 354 and encodes 94 amino acids. Lineage: Eukaryota; Metazoa; Chordata; Actinopteri; Centrarchiformes; Sinipercidae. The record is from RefSeq and is a predicted model, not a curated record.